Molecule: messenger RNA, 786 nt
Organism: Strongyloides ratti
Lineage: Eukaryota; Metazoa; Nematoda; Chromadorea; Rhabditida; Strongyloididae
Product: 7TM GPCR, serpentine receptor class e (Sre) family-containing protein
Exons: 1
Coding region: 1-786 (261 amino acids)
Biological process (GO): sensory perception of chemical stimulus
Cellular component (GO): membrane
Source: RefSeq, a predicted model, not a curated record
AUGGUAUUGAAAACUUUACAUAGAAUAGCUAUUGUAAUAACAUCAACAUUACUUCCUGGUAUGGUUAUUGAAAGAUGUAUUGCAACAUCAUACUAUAAAAUUUAUGAAAGAUCAUUUAAUGGUUGUUUUAGUCAAUUAUUUUGUAUUAUUCAAACAUUUAUUAGUGCAUCAAUAAUUAUUAUUGGGACAAUUUUUUUUCCUAACACAAUAGAAAAAAGUAAUUAUAUUUCUAUUUGUCAAUAUGAAUUUUUAUCUUAUGAUUUCACAAUAUAUAUAACCUAUAUUAUAUUAUCUUCUGCAGUAAUUUCAAUUAUAUCAUUUAUAAUUUUAUUGUAUAUAAAUAAACAUUUAUAUAAUAAAGCUAUUACAAAUUUUUCAAAUGGAUAUUUAACAAGAAAAUUUCAAUUAUCUGAAAAUAUUAAAAUAUGCCGCUUGAUGUGCCAAUUUAUUAUGAUUUAUUUUUUUGGUAUUGUUAUAUGUUCAAUUUUUCUUAUUACUGCAAGUAGAAUUUCAAUUAAUUCAAUGACAUAUAAAAAUUAUGUUACAAUAAUACAUUGUUUUGGUCAAGGUGUUGAUAUAAGUCUUGCUUCAAUUUCAUCAUGUCUUUGUUUAUAUGCAAUGAGUAAAUUUAAAAAAUCGCAAUUUAAAAUUGGUUUUAAAGAUCACAAAAAAAAUUCAAAAGUAUCACCAUUAACUAUAAAAGGGAUUAGUGGGAAUAAUUUGAUUUUGGACAUUGAAGUUGAGAAAAAAUUAUAUUUUAAAGAAUUAAAUAAACAAUGGUACUAA